This is a messenger RNA of Styela clava, 2083 nucleotides long. Its product is annotated as serine--tRNA ligase, cytoplasmic-like. Gene Ontology annotation, molecular function: ATP binding; serine-tRNA ligase activity. Gene Ontology annotation, biological process: seryl-tRNA aminoacylation. NCBI's taxonomy places the organism in Eukaryota, Metazoa, Chordata, Ascidiacea, Stolidobranchia, Styelidae. The record is from RefSeq and is a predicted model, not a curated record.
AUGGUACUGGACUUGGACUUAUUUCGUAAAGACAAAGGAGGAGAUCCUGAUAAAAUUCGUGAAAACCAAGCGAAGAGAUAUAAUGAUGUUACAUUGGUGGAUAAUGUUGUUGCAGCUGAUGAAGACUGGAGAAAAUGUCGAUACGAACUGGACAAUUUGAACAAAAUGAAAAAUGUUUGCAGUAAAGCAAUUGGAGAAAAAAUGAAACGUAAAGAACCAGUUGGAGAUUGUGAUGGUUUGCCAUCUGAUAUGCCUGCAUUGACUGACAUGUCUCAGGAAUUUUUGAGUAAAUUGACAGUUGUGCAAAUCAAAAAAAUCCGUCAGCUCGUAGACGAACGAAUUGAAAAAUGUAAUGUACAAAGAGUACAUUUAGAAGAGGUUCGACUUGCUAACUUAAGGGAAAUUGCAAACCUGACACAUGAGUCUGUUCCAAUAAGCAAUGAUGAGGAUGCAGACAAUGCUGUCGAAAGAACGUUUGGUGAUUGUGGAACAAGAAAAAAGUACUCUCAUGUUGAUCUUGUAGUUAUGGUCGAUGGAUAUGAAGGGGAGAGAGGGGCAGUUGUUGCAGGAAGUCGUGGAUAUUUUCUGAAAGGUCCACUCGUUUUCCUCGAACAAGCUCUCAUAAAUCUAGCACUGAGAACAUUGUCAGAUAAAGGUUAUACUCCUUUGUAUACACCGUUUUUUAUGAGAAAAGAAAUGAUGCAAGAAGUUGCACAACUCAGUCAAUUUGAUGAAGAGUUAUACAAGGUUGUUGGAAAAUCCAGUGAUAAGUCAGAUGAAGGUGGUGUGGAUGAAAAAUAUUUGAUUGCAACAAGUGAACAACCUAUUGCGGCAUUCCAUAGAGAUGAAUGGUUGAAACGUGAAGACUUGCCCAUUAAAUAUGCUGGAUAUUCAACAUGUUUUAGACAGGAAGCAGGAUCACAUGGCCGUGAUACGAGAGGAAUCUUUCGUGUUCACCAGUUUGAGAAGAUCGAACAAUUUGUUUUUUCUGCUCCUGAUGCAUCCUGGGAAGCAUUCGAUGAGAUGAUUGGUACUGCAGAAGAAUUUUAUAAGAAAUUGAACAUCCCAUACCGAAUUAUAAAUAUUGUCUCCGGGGCACUGAACAAUGCAGCAGCAAAAAAGUUUGACUUAGAAGCCUGGUUUCCCGCAUCUGGGGCAUUCAGAGAACUUGUCUCAUGUUCAAACUGCCUUGAUUAUCAGGCAAGAAGAUUGAGAAUAAGAUUCGGACAGACUAAAAAGAUGAUGGAAAAGACUGAAUUUGUUCACAUGUUGAAUGCAACGAUGUGCGCAACUACUCGUGUUAUAUGCGCUAUUUUGGAGAAUUUUCAAACAGAUGAAGGGGUUGUGAUUCCUGAAGCUUUGCGUCCUUUCAUGCCUGAUCGCUACAAAGAAAUAAUCAAGUUCACAAAACCAGCGCCAAUUGAUGAAGAAGAAGCGAAAAAACAAAAAAAGAAAGCUAAAAAGGAAAAUAAGGCCAAAGGAGAUGUUGCUGAUGAAGUUAAAAACCUCAGUGUGAAAUAGAAUUAUGCCUCAAUGAAUCAGCAUCAUAUUCCUCACUGGUGGAGUUAUCCUGUUCAAGUUCCAACUUGUCAUUCCUAUUAUCAGAUCAUUUAUGAGGGUGUUAUUUAGUAUGAAAUUUAUUUGCACUAAGAAAAGAUGUUUUGCCCUCUGGUUUAUCAGGAAUGUGGAAAUUGUUAUGAUGUAACUGCCGUAUCCUACUGUUCUACUGAAUCUUUUUGUUUUGCCAUAUUUUUCAAACUAGCUCUAUUUAAAUUACCAGUCAUUGCUGUACGAGUAGUAGUCAAAAGUUGUAACUUGUAGGUAUGUGGAUUAAUGAUGAUAGUUCAAAAUAUAAAACUGUUCAGUCUUCUGCACUCUCGUUUCAAUUGACAAACAUGUUUCAGAAGGUGGUAGGGUUUCAUUGUUAAACAAACUGAUCAUGACGUCUUCAACAGGUUUGCCAACCAGUAUUUUCUGAGUUUGGGUUGAUAUUCAUUUUUUCAUUUUACCUUUCGGAAAUAUGUUCACAUGCACGCAGGUAGACUGUCUGAUAUGUAAUAAAAAAAAUUGGCACCGGGUGAAA